Molecule: messenger RNA, 1947 nt
Organism: Fulvia fulva
Lineage: Eukaryota; Fungi; Ascomycota; Dothideomycetes; Mycosphaerellales; Mycosphaerellaceae
Product: Transcriptional activator of proteases prtT
Exons: 2
Coding region: 1-1947 (648 amino acids)
Biological process (GO): DNA-templated transcription; regulation of DNA-templated transcription
Cellular component (GO): nucleus
Molecular function (GO): zinc ion binding; transcription cis-regulatory region binding; DNA-binding transcription factor activity, RNA polymerase II-specific
Source: RefSeq, a predicted model, not a curated record
AUGGAAGGCUCGCCCGCCGACUCAGCCGCUGUUUUGGCGUUGAGGGAAACAUUCGGUGAUCGCAAACCACCAGACAUCACCCGCAAAAUCACCGCCUGCGUAGCAUGUCGCAAACAAAAGAUCAAAUGCCACAUGGGCCCCCACGGGCAACCGCCCUGCACGCGCUGCAAGAAGCGCGGCCUCUCAUGCACCGUCAACAAAAGCCUGCAAAUGAUUCUGGAAAGUGACGCGAGCUGGAAGCACAUUGUCGAUCGCAAGAUUCGAAUCUUGGAAACGGCACUCGGCAAAGUGGCGAAUCAUCUUGCGCUGCCGGAUGUUAUUGAUGAGGCUAUUGAGCAGGAUGAAGAGAAUGGAGAGGAUGGGGAUCUGGUGCAGGGUGCGUCGUUGGUGCCUACGCCGCCGGUGAUGAGGGCGGGCACUGCGACGCAGAUUUCACCACAGGCGGAGAAGCAUACGCCGUUGAAAUUUGAGGUUGUCAUGGAUCCGGACUCGGGACCUGCGGCGAUUCCGGGGAGUGUGGUGUCGCCUAUUGCGAUCCCCGGGCUGGAGACGAAUAGAGCUGAUCAGGAUAUUAUCACGAGGGGAGUGAUUAGUCUGGAAGCGGCGCAGAGGUAUCUGGACGUUUAUCAAAACCGUCUAGAUCACUUCCUCUAUCGUAUUAUUGGCGAUAGGAGGGACAUGGUGGAGGUCCGGACCGCAUCCCCUCUAUUACUUGCGGCUAUAUGUGCUGUGGGCGCGCUACAUUUGGCUACAUCGGACUUUGAGAAGUGCUAUCAGGAGUUUGCUUCCAUAGCAGCUUCCCAAACCUUUUCCCGGCGCAACACAGUGGACGACAUCCGAGGCCUCUGCGUUGCGGCUUUCUGGCUUAGUGGGAUCUCAUGGACGUGCGUCGGCGCAGCUGUCCGUAUAGCCACAGAGAUACAGCUACAUCGAAGUAUCUUCCAAGCUCUGAAGGGUGACAGGACACACUAUCAGCGCACACGACUAUACUACUUGGUUUUCGUGUGCGAUCAUCACUUCUCUGUGGCGUAUGGAAGACCACCAAUGACAAGGAGAGACGAUGCGAUCCGGGCAUGCAUGCAAUUUCUGGAGACCGAGAACGCUGUCGAAGAUGAUCAGCGACUGAUAUCGCAAGUCCAGUUCUGGUCGGUAGGAUCUGACAUUUACGAAACGUUCGGCAUCGAUGUGGAGCGGCCACUUGAUUCGAGCAUGAUCGAACCACUGCGGCGAUUCAGCAUCUCGCUCGACUCGAUUCGCAACGAGUGGACCAGACGAUUCCGACUUAACGAGUAUGUUGGCGACUAUCCCAGGAAAGGUGUUGGCCUCCACUACCAUUUUGCCAAGCUCUACUUGUUCUCCAUGGCGUUCCGGGGGAUUGGCAAGCCUGGAUUCAAAGCUCCAGAUGUCGCCCUUGACAUUGAUGAAAGCGCAAACACUGCUGUACUAUCAGCCACAGCCAUCCUGCGAGCUGUCAACGAUGACGAAGAGAUUCAAGGAUUCCUCAACGGCUUACCAUCAUACUUCGACCUGAUGAUCGCCUUCGCCGUAGUGUUCGUCCUGAAGGUAGCGACAAAGUACGCGGCGUCCGUCCGAGUCGACACGAGCGAGAUCCGCAGUCUUGUUGAAGAGCUUGUCGUCGUCCUCAAGAGGAUCACGUCCAACAUGCAUCCCCGGCAUUUGCUCGUCAGCGUUGCCAAAGGUGCCGAGAAUCUGCUUGAACGAUGCUGCCCGCAAGAAGUCCACGGUCCAGUCCCGUCGAACGCUCAUGUGACCAUGAAUGAGCCCAACUUCGACCAGAACCUGUUCGAUAUGUCGGUGGAUGACUGGAAUGGGACGUCGUUCAACAACUUCUUCAUGCAUGAGUUUGACUUUCUCACUAAUCAGGGCCAGAUGAAUGGGUUCCAGCAGCCUGAUGUUAAUUGGGCUAAUAUGCAGCAGAUGCAAUGA